GGCGCUGCCCUCUGGCUGCAGCUCGGUGCGCGCCGCUCGCUGGACUCCCUCGCCCCGCAGCAUGGACCCGGCUCGCCGCCUGCUGCCCCUCGGGCUCUGCAUCACCCUGUGCCUGUGGGGCACCGUGGCCCAGAAUCAUGGCGGACAAGGUACCACUGGAGACUGCAACAACCAUAUGCUGUGCCCAGCAAACGCCAAGUGUGUGAACAGCACCCACUGCACCUGCCUGGAUGGAUACCAGCCAAGGGGGAAUCGCUUCUUCACCGACACAACGGAGCCCUGUGAUGAUAUUAACGAGUGUCUGGGGCCGAGCCCUCCAGACUGCGGACGCAACAGACACUGCACCAACACGCCUGGGAGUUACUACUGCACCUGCAGGGAUGGCUACGAGCCCAGCUCUGGGAAAGCCAACUUCACACACGCAAGUGAGAACAGCUGCCGGGAUAUUGACGAGUGUCUGGGGCCGAGCCCGGCAGACUGUGGACCCCAUGCAAAGUGCACCAACGUGCCGGGGAAUUUCUCCUGCACCUGCAUCGAUGGCUACGAGCCCAGCUCUGGGAAAGCCAACUUCACUCACGCGAGUGAGAACAGCUGCCAGGACAUUGACGAGUGCCAGCGAAACACCACAAUCUGUGAGCCCCACGGGAACUGCAUCAACAUGCCAGGGAGUUACAUGUGUAAAUGCAGAAAGGGAUUUGGGAAGAGUCAAAAGUAUACGGCUAAGAUCUGCACAGACAUCGACGAGUGUAACAAGACCCCAGAUAUCUGUGGCCCCAACGCCACGUGUAUCAACACCAUCGGGAGCUACUGGUGUGAGUGCCGGGCCGGCUACGUACCCUCCAACAGGAACAUCACCCUGUGCCAAGCCCCCAGCAUUAACUCCAGCGCUGAGUUCGAGGGAAUCAAAGAGACGUGCAGGAAUUUCUCUCUGCAGGGAAAGUGGCGCGGCAGAAGCAGCAGUUUUUGCUCUUUCUUUAAUUCGACCUUAGAGAUUUUGAUGUCCACGUUCGGAGAUGGGAGUUCGGCGUUAUCACUGGAGAACGUGACUCUCCAUUUCAACGCCCUCCUGAACAGCACCUCCCUCUGGGACAGUGGAGACAAGUGGGAGGUGGGGUCGGCCGUGACGGUCCUGCUGCAGAGCGUGGAACUGGCCGCGCUGGCCACUGCGCUCCGGUCUCCGGAGAGGACAACACAGAACGUGACGACAGAGUCUCUGGCUAUCCAGACGCGGCUCGUCACAGGGAACUGCAGCCAGCACAGCGAGGUCUUCACACUGAGCGCUCACGAGGAGACGAUGGACGUGCACUGUGACACGGUCACCGGGGCAGCCACACAAGCAGGUUUGGGGGCUGCUGCUUUUAUUUCUUACUCCACCCUGGACUCCAUCAUCAGUGCGAGACGUCUCAGCGAGGGAAAUCUGCCGGCUGGUGGGAAGCUGGAGAAGAGUCACCUUAACUCCAGGGUGGUGAGUGGGGCCAUCGGAGACGGGAGACCCAUUAACCUAUCCAGCCCCGCAAACUUCACCCUGCGCCACAGACAGGCCAAAAAAGAGGAGGAAGAGGCUCUCUGCGUCUACUGGCAAGUGGUGGCCGAGAGCGGCAGCUGGUCUCCGGACGGCUGCACCGCCGUGCACAUGAACAGCACUCACACCACCUGCAGCUGUGACCAUCUCUCCAGCUUCGCCAUCCUAAUGGCUCCCACCGCAGUGACGGAGAGCUACCCACUGACCAUCAUCACCUACGUGGGACUGACCCUCUCCCUGCUGUGCCUCUUCCUGGCCAUCCUCACCUUCCUCCUGUGCCGCUCCAUCCGCAACGUCAGCACCUCCCUCCACCUGCAGCUCUGCCUCUGCCUCUUCCUGGCCGACCUGCUCUUCCUCACCCAGGUGACCCGCCCUGGCAGUCAGGUGGCGUGUGCUGUCAUUGCUGGCCUCCUGCACUACCUCUUCCUGGCCUGCUUCAGCUGGAUGUUCCUGGAGGGGCUGCACCUCUUCCUCACCGUGAGGAACCUGAAGGUCGUGAAUUACAUCAGCGCCAGCCGGUUCAAGAAGAGAUUCAUGUACCCGUUCGGCUACGGAUUCCCAGCCCUGGUGGUGGCUAUUUCUGCAGCGGUGAAUCCUGGUGGCUACGGAACUUCCACACACUGCUGGCUCAGCCUGGACAAAGGCUUUCAUUGGAGCUUCCUGGGUCCAGUCUGUGCCAUAAUCCUGAUAAAUAUAACAUUCUUUGCCCUGACCCUGUGGAUCCUGAGAAACAGACUCUCCUCCCUCAAUGCAGAUGUGUCCACCCUCAGAGACCACAGGUUACUGACCUUUAAAGCCAUUGCCCAGCUCUUCAUUCUGGGCUGCUCAUGGAGCCUGGGUCUUCUCCAAGUCGGCCCAGCAGCCACGGCCAUGGCGUAUUUAUUCACCAUCGUCAACAGCCUGCAGGGAGCCUUCAUCUUCCUGGUGCACUGUCUCCUCAAUCGCCAGGUGAGAGAGGAGUACAGGAGAUGGAUCAAGGGAUUCCGAAUGUUCAGCACGAAAUCUCAGCCAUCCGAUCUGUCCAUGUCUGCUGUCCCCACCACCAGCACCAAGACGGAGUAACCCUUCUGCCAGGUGGAGUCGGCAGCAACCAGGGCCGGGGUCAAUACCUAGGAGUUCAAAUACAAAACCGAACCGGCUGGAGCCCCCCGUGACGUUGUGCUCCAUGUGCUUUAUGGAAAUAUGCUCAUGAAUAUGACAUAACUGGAAUAUGCUUUAUGCUAAAUACCCCUUGGAUGGUGUCUUUAGAAAGCUUGUAAUCUGCAAAGUGUGUUCAUCCUAUUUGUUUACAUGAAUUGUUUGGGUGAGUGGGAGCUCUGAGGUUCCCUGCUCCCUACGGCAGCUGAGCAGUUGUGGGGAAUCCCACUGCCUGCAGCAGCAGGGAGCUCCAGUUCCCUGCCACCUGCAGCAAGUGGGAGGUCUAGGGUCCCCCACUGCCCCCGGGGAUAGGGCUGCUGCAGGGCCUUCUCAUCUCCCACAGCGACUGAGAGCUCCGGGGGGUCCCCCUCUUCCUGCCGGGGCCGGGCAACUGCAGGAAG
This is a messenger RNA of Mauremys reevesii (Reeves's turtle), 3060 nucleotides long. RefSeq names its product adhesion G protein-coupled receptor E3-like. The coding region runs from base 62 to 2584 and encodes 840 amino acids. Gene Ontology annotation, biological process: cell surface receptor signaling pathway; adenylate cyclase-activating G protein-coupled receptor signaling pathway. NCBI's taxonomy places the organism in Eukaryota, Metazoa, Chordata, Testudines, Geoemydidae. Gene Ontology annotation, molecular function: G protein-coupled receptor activity; calcium ion binding. Gene Ontology annotation, cellular component: membrane. The transcript is spliced from 20 exons. The record is from RefSeq and is a predicted model, not a curated record.